AGGCAGCCUCGGCCCCGCGAGGCAGUUUCGCGCCGCGCCGGGGCGUCCGAGACAUUGUCAUAGGUGCAGCACGACCGCAUUCAUAGCUAGCCACAGCAAGUGAAGCGGUACCUCCGUGCGGUCGCCACAAGCUGAGAUCGAGGGACAACCGUCUGCCAGCCGACCGAACACAAACGCGAUGGCGGCCAUGAUGGACGACGACGAGCUGCAGCGCUUGUAUGCCUGGGUCGACGAGAUUCCUCUAUCACGGCCGAAGCGGAACAUUGCUAGAGAUUUUGCGGACGGCGUGUUGGCGGCCGAGGUCUGCCACCACUACUUCCCGCGAUUAGUGGAUCUCCACAACUACCCACCAGCAAAUAGUAUGAGACAGAAGCUGUAUAACUGGGACACGCUGAACGCUAGAGUAUUGCGGAAGCUAGAUGCGGCCCUACCAAGAGCGGACGUCGAGGCCGUAUGCCAGUGCGCGCCGGGAGCUGUCGAAAGGGUCCUAAAUACGCUCCAACUGAAAAUGGCCCGCUACCGCGCAAAUCAGCAACGGCGCAAGGAGGCGAAAGCCACCACGCAAGCGAACAACGAGGCCGUCGCGCCGCCGCCCGCGAAAGCCAAGGCGUCGCUCCAGGCGGACGUCGACCAGGAGCUCCUCGUCGAGAAGGAGCAGGAGAUCCACGAUUUGAGGGAGACGGUCGACAUCCUCGAGCAGAAGAUCGCCAAGCUCGAACAAUUGGUGAGGCUGAAGGACGCGAAGAUCCAGAAGCUCAAGGACGCGGCGGCGGGCCGGCGGUGAUAGCGCUCGCCCUGUCUACAGUUUUCUCUCUCUCU
This is a messenger RNA of Pelagomonas calceolata, 819 nucleotides long. The record is from the annotation of a GenBank genome assembly. Lineage: Eukaryota; Pelagophyceae; Pelagomonadales; Pelagomonadaceae.